CUAUAAAUGUUUAUAUGCGCAGUGAAGAGACGACGCCUUCGAGAUCUUCACGAAAGGAGCAGAAAUGGCGGUCCCGUUGCUAACGAAGAAGGUGGUGAAGAAGAGGUCUGCCAAAUUCAUCAGACCCCAGAGUGAUCGCAGAAUCACCGUCAAGGAAAGCUGGAGGAGGCCAAAGGGUAUUGAUUCCAGGGUGAGAAGGAAGUUCAAAGGUGUGACUUUGAUGCCCAAUGUUGGUUACGGAUCUGACAAGAAGACACGUCACUAUCUCCCCAACGGAUUCAAGAAGUUUGUUGUUCACAACUCUGCUGAUCUUGAGUUACUCAUGAUGCACAACAGGACAUACUGUGCAGAGAUUGCUCACAAUGUAUCAACAAAGAAGAGGAAAGCCAUUGUGGAGAGAUCUUCCCAGCUUGACAUCGUUGUUACCAACAGGCUUGCUAGGUUGCGUAGCCAGGAAGACGAGUGAAAAACCCUAUCUUGUUACUUUUAUUUGUCAUUAUUGGCAAUUUUUCAGUUGCUCGUAACUUAUUUUUGCGGAUUAAAGAGUUAAGACUGAAUGUUUUUAUGGGUUUCUCUUUUCAAUAUAUGACCACCAGUUCACAAUC
Raphanus sativus (radish) is the source of this 605-nucleotide messenger RNA. RefSeq names its product 60S ribosomal protein L32-1. The record is from RefSeq and is a predicted model, not a curated record. Gene Ontology annotation, molecular function: structural constituent of ribosome. The transcript is spliced from 3 exons. Bases 65 to 466 code for a protein of 133 amino acids. Lineage: Eukaryota; Viridiplantae; Streptophyta; Magnoliopsida; Brassicales; Brassicaceae. Gene Ontology annotation, cellular component: cytosolic large ribosomal subunit; ribosome. Gene Ontology annotation, biological process: translation.